This is a messenger RNA of Poecile atricapillus (Black-capped chickadee), 4341 nucleotides long. It is a transcript of the gene TMPRSS9, whose product is annotated as transmembrane serine protease 9. NCBI's taxonomy places the organism in Eukaryota, Metazoa, Chordata, Aves, Passeriformes, Paridae. The record is from RefSeq and is a predicted model, not a curated record. Bases 1 to 3231 code for a protein of 1076 amino acids. The transcript is spliced from 18 exons. Gene Ontology annotation, molecular function: protein binding; serine-type endopeptidase activity. Gene Ontology annotation, biological process: proteolysis.
AUGGACCAGAUAAAGACAGGGCAAGGCACACAGAGGAGACUGGGGGCCUGCUGCUGGAAGGUAACCGCUGCUGCUGCUGUGGUGGGCAGUGCAACAGCCCUCUGCCUGGGGAUCCUGCUGGCCUGCCAUUCCACAGGAGAGGCCAGCUUUGAGCACACAGUGGAGCUGAAAGGAAUCACAUUCAACAGCAGCUUACAGAUGGAGAACUCAGACUACUAUAGGGUGCUGACACCUGCUCUUGAAAGACUGUUUCUGUCCAGUCUCCAGGACUCCCAGCUGAACUGGAGUUGCACUGGUUGCACUAUCCUGGGCUACAGUAGGAAUGGAAAUUCCGGUGUGAUCGUCCAUUUCCGCCUGCUCUUCACUCCCCAGGAUUCCCAACCCCUGAGCUCCAUCUUGGAAGAGGAAGCUCUGAGGGAUGGGCUGGCAGCUGCCCUGCACAAGCAGGCUUUCUCCCUGGCUGCCUAUGGGACCAUCUCCUCAGCUUCUCUCACAGGUGCCAACAAGGUUUCUUCCCACAGACCUGGACUGAAAUCAGACUGUGGGAGUCGCCCUGCCAUGCAGACUGCCAGCAGGAUAGUCGGAGGCUCAGAGGCGUCCAGAGGGGAGUUCCCGUGGCAAGUCAGCCUACGAGAGAACAAUGAGCACUUCUGCGGGGCUGCAAUCCUCACAGAGAAGUGGCUGGUGUCUGCUGCUCACUGCUUUACUGAGUUUCAGGACCCAGCCAUGUGGGCAGCUUACACUGGGACUACAUCCCUCAGAGGCUCUGACAGCAGUGCAGUGAAAAUGGACAUUUCACAGAUCAUCCCACACCCCUCUUACAAUGCUGACACAGCUGACUAUGAUGUGGCUGUGCUGGAGCUGAAGAGACCUGUGACUUUCACUAAGUACAUCCAGCCCGUGUGCCUGCCAGAUGCUGGCCAUCACUUCCCCACCAGCAAGAAGUGCCUUAUUUCUGGCUGGGGCUACCUCAAGGAGGAUUUCUUAGUGAAACCUGACUUCCUGCAGAAAGCAACAGUGGAGCUUCUAGACCAGAACCUAUGUUCCAGUCUCUACAGCCAUGUCCUCACAGACAGGAUGAUGUGUGCUGGCUACCUGGAGGGGAAAGUUGACUCCUGCCAGGGCGACUCUGGUGGGCCCCUGGUUUGCCAAGAACCAUCUGGCAGAUUUUUCCUGGCGGGAAUUGUGAGUUGGGGUAUUGGAUGUGCUGAGGCCAGGCGCCCUGGGGUUUACACACGUGUUACCAAACUCAGAGACUGGAUCUUGGAUGCUAUUUCUGCCUUCCCUACCUCCAUAGCCCAUACUGUUCCUCCAGUACACUUCAGGACUAACAGUAACAUGGUCAGUGCUGAAGAGGUCAACAACACCACUGGAGCAACACCUACCACCUCACCAGCCCCAGCUGCCAGCAGGCCAGUGACUGCAGCAAGAUCACAAGAGUGUGGAGGACAACCUGGGUUCUCUACACCCAGCAAGAUUGUGGGAGGAACAGAUGCUUCCAAAGGAGAGAUCCCUUGGCAAGUCAGCCUGAAAGAAGACUCAAGACAUUUCUGCGGAGCCACCAUCAUUGGGGACCGCUGGCUGCUGUCAGCAGCUCACUGCUUCAAUGAGACAAUGCCAGAAGAGAUCGAAGCCUAUGUGGGAACAACAUCACUAAAUGGAACAGAUGAGAAUGCAGUGAAAGUCAAUGUAAAAAGAGUGGUCCCACAUCCCCUCUUCAACCCCAUGAUUCUGGACUUCGAUGUGGCUGUACUUGAACUGGCAAGACCUCUUGUCUUCAACAAAUACAUACAGCCCGUGUGCCUCCCACUUGCUGUGCAGAAGUUUCCUGUUGGCAAGAAAUGUCUCAUUUCUGGAUGGGGUGACCUGCAGGAAGGGAACGACACCAAGCCCGAGAUCCUGCAGAAAGCCUCUGUGGGCAUCAUAGAACAGAACACCUGCAACUUCCUCUACAACUUCUCCCUUACUGACCGAAUGAUCUGUGCUGGCUUCAUGGAGGGGAUGGUAGACUCAUGUCAGGGAGAUUCAGGUGGGCCCUUGGCCUGUGAGGUGACUCCAGGAGUGUUUUACCUUGCUGGCAUCGUGAGCUGGGGAUUUGGUUGUGCCCAGGCUAUGAGACCUGGUGUGUAUUCCAGAAUUACCAAAUUCACAGACUGGAUCCUGGACACCAUCUCCCAGUUGCCCAGUGAUGGCACAAGCACACCUUCCAGUUCAGCCAUCCCUAGAACUUCUGCCAUGGCCAUUUUUAUCCAGCCCAGCACAAUGGCUGAAAGUCCAACCAGCAGAACCACCCUGGAGACAAAGAUGAACAGAACCAUGAAUGAAACUUCCACAGCUCUGAGAACGACCGAGACUGUGAAGCCUACCCAAACCCCAGUGGUGCCUUGUACCAGCCUCACUUUCAAGUGUUCCAGCAAGGUGUGUAUUGGAAAAGAAAAUCCUGAAUGUGAUGGUGUUGUGGACUGCAGCAAUGGUUUCGAUGAGCGCAACUGUGACUGUGGCCUAACAACUGCUCUGGCGUUCAGCAAGAUUGUGGGUGGUAGCAGUGCAGCCCAAGGAGAAUGGCCCUGGCAAGUCAGUCUGUGGCUUCGGCGGAAGGAGCACAAGUGUGGGGCUGUUCUCAUUGCUGACCGGUGGCUGCUCUCUGCAGCUCACUGCUUUGACAUUUACAGUGACCCCAAAAUGUGGGUGGCCUUUCUAGGAACACCCUUCCUGAGUGGCAUCAAUGGCAAAAUGGAGAAAAUAUUCCGUAUCUACAAACACCCUUUUUACAACGUCUACAGCCUGGACUAUGAUGUGGCACUACUGGAACUGAGCACACCUGUCAAGUUCAGCAGCUCCAUCAGACCAAUAUGUCUCCCAGACAAUUCUCACAUCUUCCAUGAAGGAGCCAGAUGCUUCAUCACAGGCUGGGGCUCCACAAAGGAAGGAGGUCUCAUGUCAAAGCAUCUGCAAAAAGCGGCAGUCAACAUGAUUGGAGACCAGGCUUGCAAAAAGUUUUACCCUGUCCAGAUCAGCAGCAGGAUGCUGUGUGCUGGUUUCCCACAGGGCGCCGUCGACAGCUGUUCAGGUGAUGCAGGUGGGCCCCUGGCAUGUAAAGAACCUUCAGGGAAGUGGUUUCUAGCAGGAAUCACAAGCUGGGGCUAUGGCUGUGCCAGGCCAUACUUUCCUGGCGUCUACACCAAAGUCACAGCUGUCCAGGGCUGGAUUGUACAGAACCUGAAGCUCUGAAACUACAUUUCACCACUCAGGGAAGGCGAUGAAUGAGAGGAAUAACUGCCAGAGGAUGCACUAACCCCUCAGCUACUGUGCAUGUACUGUACUGUCCUGAUGUUGCAAAGGGGUGAAGAUGGCCUUGCAGGUACUAAGCAAAUGCCAGUGGUGUGUGACCUGCUGGUUGUUACACCAAGGCAUUUGAUAACUGCUUUGCAUAGAAAGGUACAAAAUUCUAUAGAUAUUUUCUAUAAAUAAAUGAAGCCUGUCCCAUCUGGCCAAACAUACUGUGCAUUAAAACAUGACCUUUGUAGUUGGAUGGGUGUCAGAAACAUCUGCCAAAGAUUCAUGGAGUUUGGCUGACCUCUGCCUAUGAACUGUCAUUCAAAGCCAAGCCAACAGACUCAUGACCUUUGCCCCAGCCCAAAGUUAUGCCCUUGCAGAAGCUUCAGACCACACUAACUUGAUGGAGCUGUUGUGCUGUGCAGUGGCUUUUGGGAAAGGUGUGAUGCUGUUUUGAAUUAGUGCAUGGUACUAGAGAGUUCAGUGAUGACUUCCUGGCUCACCAUUUGAUCCCAAGAGAAUGCCAGACUGGAGCACUUGGGAGUUCAGACUGCACAGGCCCUCACCCGUACUAGAGUACUAGGAGGGGCUUCUCACACACCCCUUUGCAGCUCCUUUUGCAUUAGGUAACAGGUAAUUAAACUAGAAAGAUUAAGGCAUGACCACACAAACCACUGUCUGGGUAAGCUAGUGGAAAAAAUUUAAAUUGCUAAGAUAGUGGUGAAAAGUAUUCUUGUCAGGUCCCACCAGCCAGCAUAAGACACAUAGACAACUGUUCACAAGCAAAGAACUGCAGCAAAGCUCGUGUGCUGAGACUUUGGCAGAGCAGACUUAGACACAUCCCCACUGAUUCAGCCACCAAAACUGAACUAUAUAUAUCAUAUCUCUUCAUACCCCUAACCUCUUCCUCCUUUUUGGUGCAUUAAGCUCUGCAUCUGGGCAUUGCAAGAGGUUUCUUCCAUCCCAACCCAGCUGGCAGCAAGAUCCACAACUUUUGCAGACAGAGCACCAGCUAGGUGGAAGACCUGGCUUCCAGGCAUGGCUCAGUUUCAGAUGGGCUGAGAU